AUGUUACUUGGUCCUCCAAAGGGUACAAGGUUUUGGUGUAUGAUUGCAAAAAAUAUUCCUAUUGUUUUGAAUUAUACUAAAUGGAAGAUCAAAGAUGGAAAUGUAUUCUUUUGGUAUGACAAGUGGUUGGCACAGGAGUCAUUUGCUGAAGCUUUGCCAGUGGUUGAACAACCUCUUUUAAAAAUCAAAGAUUGCAAGCUUGAAAAUGGUUGGGAUGUGGAUCUUUUAGAAAGAUUGGUGGGCACGGAACUUGCUGAAAAUGUCAUUAAUGUGUUGGCAAGGAGCAAAGAGGGAGAAGAUUUACUUAUCUGGACCAAAACUGAGAGUGGGAAUUUUACUACAAAAUCUGCUUGGGAUUGUAUUCGAGUGAGAAGUCCUAUUCUAGAGGGACAUAAAUGGAUAUGGAAUAGCAUUCUCCCCAAAAAGUUCUCUGUUUUUAUGUGGAAGGUGUGGCAUGGUGCUCUAAUAGUGGAUGAUAAAAUUAGGUGGAUUGGAAUUCCCCUAGCAUCGAAAUGUAGUUGUUGCAAGCAAGGGAAGUAUGAAGAUAUUAAUCAUGUUUUAUUUGAAGGGGAGGUUGCAGGUGGGAUUUGGAAGAAAUGCGGUGCUUUACUUGGGCUACCGGUUGGAAGAUUAUGGCGUGAAACUUGUCUUAGCUGGUUUCGGAGAGCCUCGAAUUCCUCUCAAAUAGGAGUCAUACUUGGUUUAUUGCCUAUUAUAAUUUCUUGGAGAUUAUGGGGAAGAAGGUGCUCUGCUCGAAUGGAGAACAAAGUUGAAACAAGUCAGGUGGUAUGGCUUUCUAUCAAACACUGGGUAAGUGUGCUUGGACAAGGACUUGCUAAGUUUAAAAAGUUUAACCAGAAUGAUUCUUACAUUCUCUGGAGCCUAAAUGUUUUUCCUAUUCCUAUUCAACAACAUCCCAUUCAGCUCAUUUCUUGGUCAAAACCUUUACAUGGUAGAGUCAAGCUAAACACGGACGGGAGUUGCCUGGGCUAUGGAGAUAGUACACAAGCAGAAUUACGGGCGUUAUUGGAGGGAAUUAAACGAUGUAAACAAUUAAACUUGUCUGCUAUUGAUAUUGACUUGGAUUCAAAGGUUGUCCUGUCGUGGCUGCCGAAGAAUCGGUGUGGCAUCUGGUAUUUGGAGGACUAUUGGGAGGAGAUUCAGGAGCUGAUAAAGAACAUGGAUUAUAAAUACUCCCAUAUCUUUAGGGAAGGGAAUGUUGUCGUGGAUUGGCUCGCUCGGUGGGGUGCAAGAGUGGGAGAUGCGAAAUGGAGAAACACAUUAGACUCACCUGCUAUGCUGCGAGGUUUGAUAAGAAUCGAUAAAUGGGGCCUUGCAUCCAUUCGGUGUAAAUCGCAUGAUGCAAGGAUUUAA
Molecule: messenger RNA, 1374 nt
Organism: Juglans regia (Persian walnut)
Lineage: Eukaryota; Viridiplantae; Streptophyta; Magnoliopsida; Fagales; Juglandaceae
Exons: 2
Coding region: 1-1374 (457 amino acids)
Molecular function (GO): RNA-DNA hybrid ribonuclease activity; nucleic acid binding
Source: RefSeq, a predicted model, not a curated record